This is a messenger RNA of Stomoxys calcitrans (stable fly), 1077 nucleotides long. RefSeq lists its product as uncharacterized. Bases 289 to 858 code for a protein of 189 amino acids. The record is from RefSeq and is a predicted model, not a curated record. The transcript has 2 exons. Lineage: Eukaryota; Metazoa; Arthropoda; Insecta; Diptera; Muscidae.
GCAUAGAAGGUGUUCUAAAUUCUCGCCCUAUAUCAGCUUUGUCAGAAGACCCUACAGAUUUGAGUGCACUCACACCGGGCCACUUUCUAAAAGGGUCCCCGAUGUUAGCAUUUCCCGAACCGAUAUCUCCAAAUAUUUCUAUGAUAAAUCGAUGGACGAAACUGAAAGCCAUCCACCAUCAGUUCGCGGUACGCUGGAGAGAAGAUUACUUGAAAUCACUUCAGAAACGAUACAAGUGGAAAAACCCGCAAUCUGACGUGAAAAAGGGAGAUCUAGUCGUCGUUAUUGAUGAUUUGCUUCCACCCAGUGAGUGGAAGCUCGGAAGAAUCGAGGAUUCCCAGGCCGGAUCAGAUGGUAAAAUCAUCUAGUAAAAAUCAAUCCCCAAACUCCGAGAUAUAUCGUUGUAUGUUGUGUAAGAGAUUCCACAGCAUAAGUGUAUGUCCAAAAUUUUUUAAGAUGCAACCUGUUGAGAGAUGCCGGACAGUGCGUCAAUUCAAAUACUGUGUGAACUGUCUAGCGAAAAGCCACACAGCCGCCCAAUGUAAAUCAAAAAAUAAAUGUCGCAAAUGUCGUAAUUGCCAUCACACCAUGUUGCACCCAAACAAACCGAUGAUUUACACUGGAACCUCAGUUACGAACACCAAAAGACAACAAAAGAACCAUCCAAAGCAAAGAAAAAGUCAGCAUACUCAACAACAGCAACCAAGGCAUCAUAAGCAACAGAAGAGCAAGCGAAUUGGUCAAAAGGCUAAAAGGAACACAUCCAUUCAACCAUUUAUAAACCAAACCAUAAUUUCAGACGCCAUUCGAUCAUUAGCAACUGUACUUUGUGCCACCCACCAGAACGAUCAUUUCUAAGCCCGGCGCCAUGUCUAAACAUGUUGUUUAGCCUUAAUGUAUUAUAUGAAUUUAAUUUGAAUUUAACCGAAACAUAGUUUGAAAGUCAUAUGAAUUAAAAAUUGAACUAUUAGGAAAAUGUACAAAUUGCACUAAAAUUAGUAUCGACAAGAAUGUCAAAGUUUGUUUAAACUUCAACUAGUUCUAAAAUGAAAUAAAAUAAAGUCGAUAGGUUUCCUA